AUGGCAAGGGCUCAACAUAGGAUAAAGAUGUUCGCUGAUAAAAAGAGGACAGAGAGGAGAUUUGACAUUGGUGAUUGGGUUUACCUCAAGCUCCAACCUUAUCGACAAACUUCUCUACACCAGGGAUGCCCGAAACUCCAAGCUCGCUAUUAUGACCCUUUUCAAAUUGUGGACAAGGUGGGAGCAGUAGCAUAUAAACUCCAGUUACCAACUGAUGCUAAAAUACAUAAUAUGUUUCACGUAUCCUUGCUCAAACCGGCGUAUGCUUUCAUUCAAUCUUCAAGUACUCUGCCACCACGAGUGCCACUAUCUGAACACAUUCCCCAGGCUGUGCUAGAUCGACGGAUGUUCUCCCUUGAGGACAAGGUUGCCGAAGGGGAGGAAAUUGUUACGAAUUUGAACGAACGCAACCAUUCAGGAAGGACUUAG
Mangifera indica (mango) is the source of this 429-nucleotide messenger RNA. RefSeq lists its product as uncharacterized. The record is from RefSeq and is a predicted model, not a curated record. Lineage: Eukaryota; Viridiplantae; Streptophyta; Magnoliopsida; Sapindales; Anacardiaceae. The transcript is spliced from 2 exons. The coding region runs from base 1 to 429 and encodes 142 amino acids.